Trachemys scripta elegans is the source of this 1587-nucleotide messenger RNA. It is a transcript of the gene PLPPR1, whose product is annotated as phospholipid phosphatase related 1. Gene Ontology annotation, biological process: phospholipid dephosphorylation; phospholipid metabolic process; signal transduction. NCBI's taxonomy places the organism in Eukaryota, Metazoa, Chordata, Testudines, Emydidae. Gene Ontology annotation, molecular function: phosphatidate phosphatase activity. Bases 294 to 1268 code for a protein of 324 amino acids. The record is from RefSeq and is a predicted model, not a curated record. The transcript is spliced from 8 exons.
AACAGCCGAGGUGACGCUUGGGUCACUAAUGGGCAUGAAUGAUGAGUUAUUGAGAGGCAUGUUGAAAUCAACUCCAGGAGAUGAAAGGAGCUGAAAUCUCUCCUAGAGGCAAAAUGAGCUGGUGCUGGAUGUGUCUUUAUUCUUAUGAUGGAAGGGGAUGUGUGAGAGCGUGGCAUAUACUGGGGACACUUUCCCCACUUUACUGAGGACUGGGCUGCCGUUUUCCUUAUCUUCGCCUUCUACUUCUCCUGGUAAAGUUUUGGACAGUGCUUUCCCAAGAGGUGUGAUGAGAAAUGGCUUUAGGAAACACCCAGCGAAGUUAUUCCAUCAUCCCAUGUUUCAUCUUUGUCGAGCUUGUCAUCAUGGCUGGGACCGUUCUGCUCGCCUACUACUUCGAGUGCACUGACACUUUCCAGGUGCAUAUCCAGGGUUUCUUCUGUCAGGAUGGAGAUUUGAUGAAGCCUUACCCAGGAACGGAGGACGAGAGCUUUAUUUCACCUCUGGUGCUGUAUUGUGUGCUGGCUUCGACCCCGACAGCUAUUAUUUUUAUCGGCGAGAUCUCCAUGUAUUUCAUAAAGUCAACCCGAGAAACCCUGAUUGUCCAGGAGAAAACUAUCUUGACCGGAGAGUGCUGUUACCUGAACCCAUUACUUCGAAGAAUUAUACGGUUUAUAGGGGUGUUUGCAUUUGGACUUUUUGCCACUGACAUAUUUGUAAAUGCUGGCCAGGUAGUGACCGGGAACUUGGCUCCUUACUUCCUGACGGUGUGUAAACCCAACUACACGGGGAGCGACUGCCGGGCUCACCAUCAGUUCAUAAACAAUGGGAAUAUCUGCACCGGGGACCUGGAGGUGAUUGAAGAGGCAAGGAGAUCCUUUCCAUCCAAACAUGCUGCUUUGAGCAUUUACUCAGCCCUCUACGCCACGAUGUACAUCACAAGCACAAUUAAAACAAAGAGCAGCAGACUAGCAAAGCCUGUGCUGUGUCUGGGGACCCUCUGUGCUGCCUUCCUCACCGGGCUAAAUCGAGUUUCCGAGUAUCGAAACCACUGUUCGGAUGUGAUUGCAGGCUUCAUCUUGGGAAGCGCGGUAGCGUUGUUUCUGGGAAUGUGCGUUGUCCAUAACUUUAAAGGAACACAUGGAGCUCCUUCUAAACCGAAGCCUGAAGAUCCCCGAGGGAUGCCCCUCAUGGCUUUUCCAAGAGUGGAAAGUCCCCUGGAGACACUGAGUGCACAGAAUCACUCUGCCUCUAUGACUGAAGUAACCUGAGCUGGAAGAUGGCAAGAGAAGCUAUUUUUAUUACCCUUCAGUACAAUGCUCCAAGACACACAGUUACUAAAUGUCCAACUGUGACGACCAGUAUUAUGUUAUGUCUAGUUAGAGGCUGAUGUUUUGUACAUUUUUUGUAUGAGGAAGUGAUGUAGCUUGCCCUGAGUUUUUUUGUCAGCUUUAAUAUAUUUAUGCGAGAAUUUAAAAACAAAAACAAAACAAAACAGAACCCAACCUCUUUUCUUGUUUAAAGUGUGCACUGAGGAACUACAGCUAUGGAAUUGUUGAUGUUGUUAUGUGAUAUUUGUACACAGACUUU